AUGGCGACCUGGUCCGACAUUCCGUUUGACAUCAUGGAAAAUGUGCUUGCCAUCCUCUCCUUAUCCGGGGUAUCUGUGGCCCAGAAGGACCAACACAGACAACUCCAAGACCUCAUCAACGUAUCAGCGGUUUGUAGAACCUGGCGCGCGCACACCAUCAACGCAAAAUCUGCAUGGGCUAACGUCGCUGGUGCUCACAAAGUAUCUCCGACCAUAUCCUCCGCAAUCCUAACCCGAUCUGGUGACUAUCCCCUCGUUAUCAGCUCCGUGAUUCCUGCCAACUUCGGGAUCUCCUCUCUGACUGGACACCACUGGGACGCUAUCCGUGCCAAUUUCCAUCGUGUUCGAGGCUUUGUUGCAGAGUUUGAAGGGAAACCCGAUAUCCCGCCUUUACUGGCGACUUUGAGUCUCCCAGCACCUUCGCUUGUGGGCCUUUUCCUCACGAGCAAAACCUACGCUCGCAUCGACGUCCCAGCUCUCCUCGCCAAUUCCGCCCCAGCCUUGCGCUUCGUCUGCAUCCGCAACUUGGAUGUCGUCAACACCGUGGCUCCCGCGCUGCAAAAUGUAGUCGGAAUUCACUAUGACAUUCCCCAAAUUGACGACGAGGAUCUGCAGGGCGAGACUUGUAUCGGACUUCUGCGAAAUACACCCUUGGCUGAGAAUAUCCAAAUUGGACAAUUCAGAUUCCCUUCCCGCUACUACGACGAUGAUGUGGGAUGCUAUGCCCCAUACGAAGCAGUCCCUCCCAUCCCCUUGCCCAGAGCUAGGCAGGUUCACAUAACAGGCGACCUCCUCGGCGUCACGGCUGCACUCACCCGCCUCGAUCUCCCCCAAUCCUGCAAGUACCACUUUGACUUUAUCGUCGACGAGAACCCGCGUACCGGACAUGUCACCAAUGCCGGAUACGAAACCUUCAGCCGACUCGACCGCAUCUGGGCUGGUAAGAGGUACCCCGUCCUCCAGGUGUUCCUUUGCCAGGGCUACAUUUACCUUCAGACCUGGGCUAACCCCGGAAACUUCGGAAAUCUACUGAAGAUGGAGAUGAGCCGCUUUGAGUUCCCUGACAUGCCAUUCAUCGAGCCAAACGGACUCUACGAGUUCUUCGUAUUCCUCGCCUACCUCGCUCGACAACCCAACUUCCAGGAAAUGGCUGCCAGAGUCCGCCAGCUCGACGUGAACAUCCAGCUCAACCUCGAAGACAUCGACAUAUUCUUCCAAGAGGCCUGUGGAUACUUGCAGGAGUUUUUCGCAGUCUUCAGCGGGGUGGUCCACAUCAGAGCUGUAGGGAACGCUCUCCCCUUCCUCACCGACUAUCGACAUUUGAUGCGGACCAGCGUCCCUGGCGCUUAUCAACCGCCUUUCCCAAUUCUGCAGCGGCUGGACGUCAUUAACGUCGAUCCCAAAUUGGUUCCCGCAGCGAGGCAAGGUCUGCAAGAACUCCUGGUACUACGCCAAAGUGUUAUCCCCAAUUGCCCUCCCCUGCAGAUCUGCUGA
Molecule: messenger RNA, 1494 nt
Organism: Coprinopsis cinerea okayama7#130
Lineage: Eukaryota; Fungi; Basidiomycota; Agaricomycetes; Agaricales; Psathyrellaceae
Exons: 1
Coding region: 1-1494 (497 amino acids)
Source: RefSeq, a predicted model, not a curated record